Molecule: messenger RNA, 648 nt
Organism: Sclerotinia sclerotiorum 1980 UF-70
Lineage: Eukaryota; Fungi; Ascomycota; Leotiomycetes; Helotiales; Sclerotiniaceae
Exons: 1
Coding region: 1-648 (215 amino acids)
Source: RefSeq, a predicted model, not a curated record
AUGGCUAUGCCACCAUCAAUGAACGAACUCCUUAAAUGGAGCGUAGAGAACUCCUCUGCAACCGCCGCCGAUCCUACCGCACCUCCCCCACAAACCAAAGCCCUUCCAGCCGAUGCCAUGAAUGUGCUCUUCGGGGGUCCCAGUGACGCAGACCUCAUGAAAGCUUCCAUAUGGGCCAUUCAAUCUACCGACCCCGAAGUAACUGUCGAGGAUAAAGUCAUCGCAUUCGAUAACUUUGAGCAACUCAUUGAAAACCUUGAUAAUGCCAAUAAUAUCGAGGCGCUUUCAUUAUGGCAACCUUUGUUAGAAUUGUUGGCACAUGAGGAGAAGGAGAUUAGGAAGAUGGCAGCUUGGUGUGUGGGGACUGCGGUGCAGAAUAAUGAGAAGAGUCAGAGGUGUAUGCUGAAUCAAGGGGGAGUACCACAUUUGGUUAAGAUGUGUUUGAAUGAGAAGGAGGCGAAGGAUGUUAGGAGGAAGGCGGUUUACGCAUUGAGUAGUGCUGUGAGGAAUUUUCAAGAUGGGAUGGAUGCUGCGACUGAGGAGUUGGGCAAGUUGGGGAAAAGUGGUGAGAAGAUUGAUGCGGCAGAUAUGGACGCUUGUGAUGUUUUGAUCGAGGGGUUGAGAGAGGAGGCCGCGAAUGGGAUAUGA